Molecule: messenger RNA, 1642 nt
Organism: Filobasidium floriforme
Lineage: Eukaryota; Fungi; Basidiomycota; Tremellomycetes; Filobasidiales; Filobasidiaceae
Exons: 7
Coding region: 172-1443 (423 amino acids)
Source: RefSeq, a predicted model, not a curated record
CUUGGAGCACUCCAUUAGCCGUCAGUCGAACAUAUUCCAUCCAAUCGCAUAGUCAAUUCGAAUACUAUAGCGAUAACCUUUUAAACGCUGGAAAUACAUAGCUAAGAUCUCCAUGCCUGGCCCGAAUCGCCUCGUCUCGCAUCAUCGGUAUCUUCGCAAGGUAGACCAACAAUGAGCGCUUCGAAAGACGCCAAUAGCCCCAUCAACAGGGCCCAUGCCCUCUCGGCGAAAGCUUCGCAGACCGCUCAAAUCUCGGGAACUGCCGAGAAUCUUUCUAAAGCUUCCGAGCUGUAUGGAGAGGCUGCCGAUCUCUUUGAACAGGUCAAGAAGGACGCUUCGGAUUCUGGUGCUGUGGCAACCCUGACCCUGUUAGCUGCUCAAAACCGGAAAAAGGCCAAGGAUCUAGCUCGGAGAGCUACAAUCGCUCGAAAUCCCAAAGCUUCAACAGCUGCAAUAUCGAAGGAACCGGAUGUGCCUACCCACGAUAGGCAAAGGAGGAGGAGAAUGGGAGGUCCGACGGAACCAUCGCCACAAGCGGCAGCGCCCGUGCAUACUUUCUCCCCGGCGCUCCCGUUCGCGAGACCCAUACCAAUAAUCUCGGCUGCCAUGGCGGCUUCCUCGGGUCAGAUGCACAAGCCAGCUUCGUCUUCGGGUUCGAAUCCCGCAUACACCGAAUCGAAGUUGAAAGAAAGGCCCAGCGUCAGCGAAUUGGGGCUGGCUAGUGGGGAUUCGUUUGUCAAAUUUGGACACCCGCUGGAGUCUUCCGACCCUUUCGCGAGAUUUUGGGCGGUCUUGGAAACGGCUUUUGACCAAAUGUCGAACCCCGUCGCGUUCGCCGCAGCACCUCUCGAUGUCCAGCGCGUCGGCAAAAAAGCGAAAGGUAAAGGCAGAGAAGACGAGCCUGUCGCCAGCGUUCCCGAGCCUACCUCGCCCUCAAGCGCAGACUCGUUCGAGGUGAUCCACAAGAAACCUAUCGGUGCAAAGACCCCGGAAGAGCUGGCCCUUGAAAACGAACACCUCCGAGCCAGCCUGGACGCCUUGUCAAAACACACCAUGCAGGUAGAACAAGCGCUCAAACGCGUCAAGGACCGGGAAGGGAUGAUGAAGAGCGUCGUAUUGGGCGUCAAGGCUGAAGCUCAGAAGGUCAUGCAGAGUCAGGAACUUUAUAGAAGCGCGAUGAUGCCUUCGUCCAGGUUGGGGGUGGGUGCGGGCGUGGGUGGAGCGGCUUUGGGCAGACCGGCGGAUUCGGCGCAGAGAAGGAUUGUCGAUCUGGAAGAGCAGGUCAAAUUCUUGCAAGCCGAGAACGAAAGGGCGCGUUCUCAUUUGCAAAAAUACAAGGACAGAUUCGAGAAACUCAAGACGUCGGCUCGCGCGAAAAAGGAGGCCAAGUUGAUGGCAGAGGGAGGUCAUUUGGCUACGCUUGGCGAAGAAGACGGGGAAUAGGAUGGUGGUCUGAAGCCAGCGCUGUUUCUCCACAACUUUCUCUCGCGUUGGUGGAACGGACAGCUCGCACGAAUGUUGUUCCGUUUCCCAGUGAAUUCGUUUCAUGAGGACAGCACGUGUUGACACAAGCGGAAUCACAAGGGAAAGGACUCAGCGUUACCGGACCGGGGCCAUCGCGAAACGUCGAAGAGACUCCUUU